Molecule: messenger RNA, 1575 nt
Organism: Ophidiomyces ophidiicola
Lineage: Eukaryota; Fungi; Ascomycota; Eurotiomycetes; Onygenales; Onygenaceae
Exons: 7
Coding region: 1-1575 (524 amino acids)
Molecular function (GO): acyltransferase activity
Source: RefSeq, a predicted model, not a curated record
AUGGCGCGCCCACUGCACAGCACUCCGGUGGUGAUUGGCGUUGGCGAUGUGAAGAAUGCCUCCAGGAAGAUGGAGGAUGCCAAGGAGCCGCUGCUGCUCAUGCUUCGGGCCACCGAACAGGCACUGAAGGAUUGCAGCGUCCCCGAGGGCACUUCCAAGGAGAUCCAAUCCCAUAUUGACAGCGUGGACGUUGUCAGGACAUGGACCUGGCCGUAUCCAGACCUUCCCGGCUCGAUUGCGGAACGGCUCGGGAUCCGUCCCCAGCACAAGGCCUAUAGCGAGCACGGCGGCCAUUCGCCCGCUAAACUACUGGAUGAAGCUGCGCGUCGCGUUGCUUCUGGUCAGAGUACAGUUGCACUGGUGACCGGCGGCGAGGCACUUGCGUCCCUCGAUGCCUUUGUUCGAGCAAAAAGGUUUCCUCCACAGGAAUGGACCCCGUUGGAAGAGGGGGCUUCCGAAGCCUUUGAUAUUAAAAAUAUGAAGCUAGAUGACCUGGGGGCCAUCCAUUCCAUUGGCCUGCCAGUUCACAUUUACCCACUAUAUGAAAAUGGAUUCAGAGCCCAUCGACGACAAUCCAUCCAGGAAAACAACCAAGAAUCUGCUCAGCUUUACGGUGAUUUCGCAAAGGUAGCCGAGAGCAAUCCAUAUUCCUGGAGCUAUGGUAAACCUCCUCAAACGGCGCAGUCGAUCGGCACCGUGACGAAAAAUAAUCGGCUCAUCUGCUCACCCUACCCCCUUUUGAUGAACGCUUUCAAUGCAGUAAAUCUUGCUGCGGCGUGUAUUUUGACCACCACUGAACAGGCAAGAAAAUUUGGAGUUCCCGAAAGUCAAUGGAUAUACCCACUAGGCGGUGCAGGGACAGCGGAAGCAAACAACUUCUGGGAACGAGGAAAUUUCUACUCCAGCCCAGCAAUUUCAAGGUCUCUAGACACUGCGCUGGAUUUAUCUGGCCUCCGAAGAGAGGAAAUCGAUUACUUUGACUUUUACUCCUGCUUUCCCAUCGUUCCCAAGCUUGCAUGCAAGCAGAUGGGUUUGCCGAUAAUCAACCCGCCAAAGCCAAUCACACUGUUAGGAGGACUGACCUCCUUUGGCGGCGCUGGCAACAAUUAUUCCAUGCAUGCCAUUACUGCUAUGGUCCGCCAACUGAGACAAAAUGCACAACAACGCCGCCACGGACUUGUCUUGGCCAAUGGAGGGGUACUAAGCUACCAGCAUGCUGUAGUGCUCUCUUCCCAACCUCGAUCAGACGGAUCGUCGUAUCCAGAAAAGAACCCGCUACCGGCAGUUUUGGCAGAUGAAUCGGCCCCAAGUCUCAGUAGGAAUCCAGAAGGUGAAGCUGUGAUCGAGACAUAUACGGUUGAGUUCAAUCGAGACGGCUCGCCGUUCCAGGGUUACGUAGUUGGGCGGCUAAAGAGCACUGGCAGCCGUUUCAUUUCCAACCAUGCCGACGAAAACACAUUAAGACAACUCUCAAGUACGUCCGUGGAACAAAUUGGAAGAACUGGUUUUGUUCGCAGUGACCCAGGACAAGAAGGGAGGAACUUAUUCAGCUUUGCAGUUCCUGCAAAGCUUUGA